Vicia faba (fava bean) is the source of this 405-nucleotide messenger RNA. The record is from the annotation of a GenBank genome assembly. Lineage: Eukaryota; Viridiplantae; Streptophyta; Magnoliopsida; Fabales; Fabaceae.
AUGGAAGAUUCUACUUCAUCUUCAAAGGUAGACACCGACAAGAAUCCAAUAAUAUUAUCCAUUCCGGUAUCAGAAGAAGAAACAAUACAAAGUUUCACCCAAGAACCACCACAAGACAAAGACAAAACUUCUAUCUUGAAGUCUCAUGUACUCAUAUCUUUCUCUAUUUCUAAUAAACUUCUAGCAUUUAAGGGUCUAUAUCAUACCCCAAAAUCGCGCCCUGCGAAGGUGAAGGAUUUUUCCCCUUGUUAUCUUCCAACAAUGCCCUUUGCGUUGGAACAACAUGCUUUGGACUUAAAAAUUUUAGAUCCUUCUGAACGUGUUUUUCAAUCAGCCUUUCCAUCUAACAACAAAGAAUUCAUUGUGUGGCUCGACAAAGUACAACUCCAACAAAAAGAAAAAUAG